Acomys russatus (golden spiny mouse) is the source of this 1983-nucleotide messenger RNA. It is a transcript of the gene Mtfr1, whose product is annotated as mitochondrial fission regulator 1. The transcript has 8 exons. Gene Ontology annotation, cellular component: mitochondrion. Gene Ontology annotation, biological process: aerobic respiration; mitochondrial fission. The record is from RefSeq and is a predicted model, not a curated record. NCBI's taxonomy places the organism in Eukaryota, Metazoa, Chordata, Mammalia, Rodentia, Muridae. Bases 172 to 1167 code for a protein of 331 amino acids.
CCAGGGGCGGGGAUUGGCUGGUUGGCAGAGAAGGUCCCGGGACAGCCAAUCUGGGAGGCUGGGUCCCUGCGGAAGGUGAGGGCUGAGGCGCCACCGAGUGUGCUCUAUGGACCGCGCGCUGCUAUGGAUUCCUUGCCUUGACCUGCAGCUUGGGACGACUCGGCCAUCUCCAUGCUGGGCUGGAUUAAGUGUCUGAUGAGGAUGGUGUUUCAGCAAGUUGGGGUCAGCAUGCAGUCGGUUCUUUGGUCUGGAAAACCAUAUGGCUCAUCUCGAAGUAUCGUAAGGAAAAUUGGUACCAACUUAUCUUUAAUUCAGUGUCCAAGAGUUCAGUUUCCGCUUACCAGCCAUGUAACAGAAGGGCAUGCCACCCACCCAGGAGAGGAUGUCGUGGCAUCUUUCGCUGAUGUUGGAUGGGUAGCCACAGAAGAAGGAGAAGGCUCAGCAAGACUCAGGGCAGAGGUCAGGUCCAAGCCUCCCCUUGAGGAUGACCGUCCUUGCUGUGAGAAGCCCCCAAGCAGGCACAUUUCCUUAUCAAACUUGUGUCAAGAGGAGCCUCCUGCAAAGAAAGCCCUGGCCAGCGAGGAGGCCAUGCGGAAGAUUUCGGCGCUAGAGAAUGAGCUCGCUGCCCUUAGAGCUCAGAUCGCCAAGAUUGUGACCCUGCAGGAGCAGCAGGGUCCCAGCGCAGGUUGUUUAGAUUCUUCCGCAUCUACUACUGUAGCACCACCUCCACCCCCUCCACCCCCUCCUCCCCCUCCUCCCCCUCCACUGGUGAUGCAGCCAAGUGUGUCUGCUCUUGAUCUGAUUAAAGAACGAAGAGAGCAGCGACUCAGUGCGGGAAAGACUUUGCCUAAGAGCCACCCAAAGAAGCCGGACAUGCCGAACAUGCUAGAGAUCCUUAAAGACAUGAGCAGUGUGAAGCUGCGGUCAGUCAAGAGGUCAGAGAAAGAUGUAAAGCCUAGGCCAGUGGAUACUUCUGACCCGGCUGCCAUCAUAGCAGAGGCUCUGAAAAAGAAGUUUGCUUAUCGGUAUGAACACAGUAGCCAAGGUGAAAUUGAAAUUCCAAAGCCAGAGUCAGAGACCGCCUCAGAGCCAGCCCUGUUUGGCCCACAUAUAUUGAAGUCUACAGGGAAAAUGAAGGCUUUAAUUGAAAAUGUUCCAGACUCCUAAUGGACAAGGAGUUAAGAAAGACUCCUGGUUGGCUUGCAGAGCGGAGUUUGGCUAGAAGAACUCACCAGUACUUAGUAAAUUCCUGGCUGUAGCAUUCCUUGGUCUCCUUCUUACCCUAACUAGAGGAGUGAGAAGUAGUGAAAGCACCAGAAGUUGAUUUGGCUCUUAUGAGAUGGUCAAUUCUAGAGCUCUCCGGAACACACACGCUUUUAAUAGGCAGCCAGGGUUCAUCUUCUAGCUAUUUGGAUAUUACUGUACAUUUUCUGUUAACACUAAUAUCUGUGCAAACAUUUGAUAUGUACACACUUGGGUAUAGAGCAGUAUGUAAAGAGUGUAAUGAAUUGCGUUAGUGAGGACACUGUUACCUUCUUCAUUGAGUGUUCCCUGGUCAGCAAUGGAACAGCUGGUGUACCCUGUUAUUUAGAGCACAGUAUUGGAGUUGGGAAUGCCUCAAAUAGGGAGUACAUAUGUUCUCACUUUUUUUCCCCUGGAGCUAAGUUUACAUAAGCAACAGAAGAUGUUUACUGCUGAGUCUCUGUAUUCCUUUCUGUUAAAGGGAAGUGAGGACCAGGAAGGCUGCUUAAAUCUUAUUGCCACUCAAUACUGGGAAGCAAAUGUACUUCUCAAGUAGUAACAAAUCAAAGUACCCAAUUAAAUCAUUUCUUAAAUAAAAGCAGAAUGUAUCAUCUUUCUUUUCAGUUAAUGAGUGGCCUCAAAAAGAUGAUUUUAUUGCUCAGUUAACAAUUUUGCUGGGCAUGGUAGUGCACACCUUUAUUUCCAGCACUAGGGAGGUAGAGGCAGGUCGAUUGCUGUAAG